Messenger RNA from Candida tropicalis MYA-3404, 3078 nucleotides. RefSeq lists its product as uncharacterized. The record is from RefSeq and is a predicted model, not a curated record. Gene Ontology annotation, biological process: regulation of DNA-templated transcription; chromatin remodeling; DNA-templated transcription. Bases 1 to 3078 code for a protein of 1025 amino acids. NCBI's taxonomy places the organism in Eukaryota, Fungi, Ascomycota, Pichiomycetes, Serinales, Debaryomycetaceae. The transcript has a single exon. Gene Ontology annotation, molecular function: protein binding; nucleosome binding. Gene Ontology annotation, cellular component: HIR complex; nucleus.
AUGAAGCUAUUGAAACUUCCACAAGUAUUCCACGAGGGGGAGAUACACGCCAUCGAUAUAAAUAAAGAUGGUUCUUAUCUCAUUUCUGGGGGUAAUGAUAACCUUGUUAGUGUAUGGCAUUUACGACAAUUGAUCGAUUUAUCAAAAGCUGUUGCCAGCAACAAGGCCACCACUGAGAUCAAAAGUAAAUUAAAAGCAUACAAACCAUUUCAUGCAAUCACUUGCCAUGAAUGUCUCAUUAAUGUGGUGAAAUUUUUGCCUGGUAAACCUAAUGAAUUUGUUACCAGUGACGUUGAAGGAAAUGUUUUCCACCAUACUAUGAAAGAUGACGUACCAACAACUAAAAAGAUUUUUCCAUUUGAAAACAAAGAUGUUGAGAUUAAGCCUAUUGUUGAUUUGUCAAUUUCAGCAGAUGAUAGAUUAAUUGCAUGGAGUACCAAAGAUGGUAAAGUUUAUUUAUACGAUUUGGUAAAAGAUAAUUUCCAAGAGUUGACAAAGAUAUACCAUGAAAAACCAAUAAUACAACGAAGUAUCGCAUUUGAUCCAACUAACAAUUACCUUAUCACCGUGGGAGACAAUACUCAGAUCAAUUUAUACCAGUAUUGUUACGACAAAGCUAGUGAUAACUAUACUUUUAGAUUGAUUAAUAAAAUUUCUCGUUAUUUCAGUCAGAACCCAAUGAGCGUUCGAUACAAGAGAAUUUCAUGGUCUUCAGAAGGUGAACUUUUCCCAAUCCCUACUGCUACAAAGAAUCAAACUAUGUUAAUCUCAUUGAUUUCCAGAACCAGUAAAUGGAGCAACGCAGAGAAUCUUGUUGGACAUGACCAUGCCAACGAAGUGGUUAGAUUUUCUCCAAAGAUAUUUUCAGAAACCGACAAGAAUGCUUAUAGAACUCAUCAUAUUGUGGCUUCAGGAGGUUCUGAUCAAACAAUUGCCAUUUGGAACACAACGAAAACUGGUCCAAUUACUGUCAUGGAGGAAGUUAUUCAGGGUGAGGUACUUGACAUGGCAUGGACUACAAAUGGAGAGACAUUAAUAUUUGCAACAUCUAAGGGGAAAUUGGGUAUCAUAAACUUUGAACGCGGUGAAUUAGGUUAUCCCUUUAGUGAUGAGACAAUGGAAAAAAUGAUCAAGUUACAUGCCAACCUGGUUGAAUCUAUGUUAUUCAGAUACCCAUAUGAGCAAACCGUGGGAAAUAGAAAACAAUUGCCAAACAUAGAAUUUUUAAAACAAGCAACAGCAAUUCUGGCAUUGGAAAAACCAACAAAAUAUCUGGAUAAGGAACAGCCUGGAGACAAUGAUGAGGAUAAGAAUGAUACAAACAACGAUACAAAAGGAGAGAUAGUUCCAGAGGUUAUAACACCACCAGUAUUACAGGAGAUACCAGAUACUCCUUCAAAAGAUAUGUUAGAUUCUGUAAUGAAAACACGUGUUGAUUCAACACCAAAACUUCUGAGAAGUUCAUCGAAAAUGGAGGAGGUAAAGUCAAAUAGUCCAGAGGAGAUAAAAAAGGAUGAUUCUGAAGAUGCUUCUACUCAAACAGAUGGUAAGAUCGAAACAAAAAACGAGGAGACCAAACCCGAGAAGGUAGAAACGGAAGAAGAUUCCAAGAAGGAAGAAGAUUCCAAGAAGGAAGAAAAAUCCCCUUUUCCAAAGAAAUUAUCAUUUGAUAAACAAAAAGUGACCACCAAAAAUGGUAAACGAAGAAUCCAGCCGAUGUUGAUUUCCAGUAAUAAUGGGCCGACUAUACCAAAAUCGUCUCCUUCAACAUCCACCACUUCAGUGACAACAAAGUCUAUCAACAAGACACCAAUGGAAUUUGAAAAGCCUUCAUAUUCUGUAUCUGAUGAGUUUCAAAGACAGAAUAAACGUCCGAAAACAGACGAAAUAAAUGGAUCGUCCAAGAAGGCGAAAAGAGAAACGGAACCUGUCAAAUUUAUUGGAUCAGUUAUACUUAAUCCUAAUACAACAUUCUCCAAAAUUAGAUUAGCGACCCCUAAAGUAAGAUUUGGAUUCCAAGUUAAAAGUCAGAUUGAUGGAUCUCUGGCACUUCUUGAUAUCAGAAAUGGAUCAGGUAAUGAGGUUAAACCAUCAAGGAUAACUUAUUUUAAGAAUGAUAAAGAGAUCUGGUGUGACUUUUUACCAAAGUAUAUUCAAUUAGCCGUCGAAGGUUCAAAUUUCUGGGCUGUUAGUAUUGAUGACGGUACAGUAUUGACAUAUUCGCGUAUUUCCGGAAAAAGACUUUUACCAAGUAUAGUUUUAGGUUCACCUGUUUCAUUUCUUGAAAGUUAUAGUACGUACUUGAUGGCAGUUACCUGUAUCGGAGAAGUUUAUGUGUGGGAUAUGGAAAAGAAAAAGAAUGUGCUCAAAACUUCAAUUGGACCAUUAUUGGAAUUAUGCAAUAAAGAUGGAUUAGUGAAGUCUGAGAAUAUCACAUUAUGUGCCGUGACAUCAUUGGGUAUACCAUUGGUUACAUUGUCAAGUGGUUCAGGGUAUUUAUAUAACAAAGAUCUUGCAGUAUGGCAAACAAUUACGGAAUCAUGGUGGUCCUUUGGCUCUUAUUAUUGGGAUAGUGUGGAUGAUAGUAAGAAACCACAGACAUUAGGUAUGUUUGAUGAUGAACAAUCAAUUAUUGGAUUACUCGAAAGCAAGACAAAUGAAGAAAUUAUCAGAAAGUCAAGAACAGGUAGAGGGAAAUUUUUCAACAAGAUUUCGAAGAAUAUGCUUAUGAAAGAAGGGUUUGAAAGUUUAGAGAAUACUAUAUCUAUCAGUCAUUUGGAAAAUAGAAUAUUAUGUUGUGAAAUAUUGGGUGAAGAUAAAGAUUUCCACAAGUUUUUCAUAACAUAUGUUCAAAGAAUUUGUGAAUUGGGAUUUAAGGCAAAAUUGUAUGAAGUUUGUGAUCACUUGUUGGGUCCUAUUGACGAUCCAUCUGAUAAAUCAUGGGACCCAAAGAUUUGUGGGUUAGACAAAAGAGAAUUAUUAAAAGAGAUAAUUACCUUGUGCUCCCAAUUCAGAGAUGCGCAAAGGGUAUUGAUACAUUUUGGUGAGAAGAUUGAUGUAGUAAGUAGUGAUGUCUAA